Setaria italica (foxtail millet) is the source of this 2371-nucleotide messenger RNA. Its product is annotated as probable trehalase. Lineage: Eukaryota; Viridiplantae; Streptophyta; Magnoliopsida; Poales; Poaceae. The record is from RefSeq and is a predicted model, not a curated record. Gene Ontology annotation, biological process: trehalose catabolic process. Bases 271 to 2097 code for a protein of 608 amino acids. Gene Ontology annotation, molecular function: alpha,alpha-trehalase activity. The transcript has 11 exons.
CCCCAGAGUCCCAGACCGACCCCCACUUGCCAAGGCGCCUAGCUAGCUCUUUCCCCACCAGGCCCACCCUCCCCAUUCGACCGGUUUUCUUUUGGGAGCAGCACGCCAGCAGCCAAUCGUGGGAGGCGGGGAGGAAAAGGAGAGAAGAGGGGGGUUGUUCACGAGGCCCGCGCCGCGCGGUCGUCCUCGUCGUCCUCGCCGCCGUAACCGUUUCCGAGCCCCCACCACCCCCACGUAGCAAGCAGUUAGCUUCCUUAAAAGCCUCGGCAGAUGGCCACAGGGCUUCCGCAACUCCACCACGUCCUCCUCCUCCUCCUUUCCCUUCUCUGCUGCUGCCGCCGUCUCCGCGCGAUCCAGAUGGCGCCGACCGCAGCCUCCGCCGCCGCCGGCGGGCCCGACGACGAGGCGGCCAGCGCGCUGCUGGAGCUCCUGCAGCGGGUGCAGACGGAGGCGCUGCGCGCGUUGGGGCCCGACGGCUUCGACCCCAAGCUCUACGUCGACCUGCCGCUGGCCACCGACGAGCGCACCGCGGCGGCCGCGCUGCCGCCGCCGCCGUCGACGUCGCGGGCGGAGCUGGAGUCCUACCUCGCGCGCUACUUCGGGGAGGCCGGGUCCGACCUCGUGGAGGCCGACCCGCCGGACUUCCAGCCCGAGCCGCGCGGGUUCCUGCCCCGCGUCGGGAGCCCCGAGGCGCGGGCGUGGGCGCUGGAGGUGCACGCGCUCUGGAAGGACCUGGCGCGCCGGGUGGCGCCGGACGUCGCCGCGCGGCCGGAGCGCCACACGCUGCUGCCGCUCCCUGGCAGGGUCGUCGUGCCGGGCUCCAGGUUCCGGGAGGUCUACUACUGGGACUCCUACUGGGUCGUCAGGGGAUUGCUGGUGAGCAAAAUGUUUGAGACAGCAAAGGAUAUUGCGCUUAACCUUGUGUACAUGGUGGAAAAAUAUGGUUUUGUUCUGAACGGCGCAAGAUCCUACUACACUAACCGAAGCCAGCCACCACUUUUAAGCUCGAUGGUUUUGGAUGUAUACGGGGCAACUGGCGACGUGGACUUUGUUAGGAGAGCAUUCCCCUCUCUGCUGAAAGAGCAUAGCUUCUGGAUGUCAGAGAUUCAUAAUGUAGCUAUUAGGGACAAUAAUGGUCAGGUCCGUAAUUUGUCUCGGUACCAGGCGAGGUGGAACAAACCUAGGCCAGAAAGUGCAACAAUUGACGAGGAAUUGGCUUCGAAGAUCAAUUCUAUAGCUGAUAAGGAAAAACUUUACCGCGAAAUUGCUUCAACAGCAGAAUCAGGAUGGGAUUUUAGCUCUCGAUGGAUGAGAAAUUCUACUGACAUGACAACAUUGGCAACAUCUUACAUUAUACCUGUGGACUUGAACACAUUCAUAUUUAAGAUGGAGCGGGACAUAGCUGCCUUUGCUAAACUCCUUGGAGAGAAUGCAACCUCUGAAAAGUUUUUAAAGGCUUCGAAAGCACGUCAUAUUGCAAUUGACUCUAUUUUGUGGAAUUCCGAGAUGGAGCAGUGGCUUGACUAUUGGCUUCCUACUGAUGGAGAUUGCCAGAAGGAGGGAGUCUACCAAUGGAAGUCCGACUCACAGAACCGCAACAUAUUUGCUUCUAACUUCAUUCCGUUGUGGCUAAAUGCACAUCAUUCAGGAUCGGUGCAAUUUGCCGACGCUGCAAAAUCAAAGAGAGUCAUGGCAAGCCUCCGAACAUCUGGAUUACUCCACGCUGCAGGAAUAGCAACGUCUCUAACAAACACAAGCCAGCAAUGGGAUUUCCCAAAUGGAUGGGCUCCGGUGCAGCAUCUUAUAGUUGAGGGGCUGUUGCAUUCUGGAUCAGAGGAGGCGGUGAAAUUAGCUGAGGACAUUUCCACGAGGUGGGUGAGAACAAACUACGCCGCCUACAAAGCAACCGGCGCGAUGCAUGAGAAGUACGAUGUGGAGGCCUGUGGGAAAUCUGGAGGCGGUGGUGAAUAUAAGCCCCAGACUGGUUUUGGCUGGUCCAACGGCGUGGUAUUGUCAUUCUUGGAAGAAUUUGGGUGGCCUGAGCACAAGGAAAUAGGCUGCUCACGACGGGGAGAAGUUGACCUCGCGGGAGCCUAAUCUGGUUAGGCCGGUUUACGACUGUACACACACGAGCGGGUGUAACACGGGCACAGCCGCACACCGCACAUAUGCAAGUAUUUGUAUUGCAUUCUGCAGUCAGCCGCCGGCAAGUGUUUUCUGUUUGCUCUUCGGUGUACCACGGUCUUCAUGUAUCUGCUGCGACAGUGUACUUAGUCCCGACUCCCGAGCCCCUGUAUAAAAGUGAAAUAUCCAUUUUGCCGUAGCCUAAUGAUGGAGGAAAAGAGUGCAAUAUUUUUUCCGUUCCUGUUUA